AUGACCUGGACCUGCGUCUCUCACUCGUCUACUACCGGCAACGUCUACUCGCGCCCCCUCGGCCUCAACGAGACCCACUUUCACUAUGACCGCAUCUUCAAUGGCACCGCGGACAUCAUAUGGCGCUAUGUCGUUCAAGAAACCGACCAGGUCAAGGGAGCCACGCUCUUCAGCAGGGAGAACCUCGAGAGAACAUGGGUCACCUUGAAACAUUGGUACCCACUUCGUACUGCGCGGAUUGACGAUUCCCAAGGCGUCGACGCCCUCAAGUUUGUCCUUUCGGAACACGAAGUCUCCCACUGCCAGUCUGGUGAAGUCGUCCUCUGUCCUCUGUCCUCGAGUGCAGACGUGGAGUCAACCAUCCUACAUCUUAUGGACAAAGCCCCCAUGGAGGACCACCAUCUCACCACUCGCGUGCUCGUCUUCCCUCAAAAGGACAGCCCGGGAAACUACGAUAUCCUCUUCAAAGCUGCACAUUCCAUUGCUGAUGGCAUCUCGGGCGUAACGUUUGGGCGUACAUUCUUCGACGUUCUUGCAUCUCCUGCUGUACCACCUCCCGCUCUGGAAGAAAGGCUAGCGAUGAGCCUGUCAUACCUUGACCUCAACCCCACCAAACAACUUCCCCCUGCACAUCAGCGAUGGCGUCGCGCUACAGCACGCAUUAUCUUCCUCAAUAGGCGGCGACAGCUUACAGGUGGUCAUGCCAUUCCUAACAUGGCCACCAAGACGUCGUACCGCACGCCGGCCAAAACCGCGCGCGCCGCAGCUGGCUUCUCCCGUGCGGAGAGCGACGCAGUCAUUGCAAACUGUCGCGCACACAAAGUCACCUUCGGUACCGCGAUCGUCGUCAUCUCUCAGUUAGCCAUCACGCGCAUGCUACAUCGCCGUUAUCUUCGGGGCGACAUCUCCGAGGAGGAAUGGGAAUUCAGAAGGCGUCAACCCAUGCACUUCGGCGGCCCGUUAAAUCUCCGACCUUACAUGGAGCCCCACUGGCUUUCCAACGGGGGCGCCACAGAGCCAGGACUGCAUAUCGACUUCUACGAAGCCUCGCUGCCGUUCAUGCCCACUCCCUUUGGCACAAGAAGAGACGAAGGCGUGCCGCGUGUAGAUGGUGCUCCCCCAUACUCUGCGCUCCUCUCCCGGGAACGAUUCUGCUACCGUUCGAGGAUGUUCCGGCAACAGCUCCAACGUCUCGUCCGCAACCCCCUUGUCAUCGACAUCGCAGAAGUCCGCACCCCACUGUACGUAUUGAGGAAAAAGCGAAUGGCAUUUGGUUGGCUCGCAGAGCAACAAGGACAGCCGAUCCCCGAGUUCCCUUUGGCACCGCACAUCGACGCCGUCCCUUCAGACAGUGUGAUGACCAUGGGCCACUCGAGCGUCGGACAGAUGUCUCUCAUCCUCCCCACCAACUACCCACUUCCUUCCGGUCACCCCCUAUCGACACACACGUCACGCCCCGCUACCUCGAGCUAUGCCGCCCCCGCCGACUCUGAGGCCUAUGUUCCGAGACCCAAGGCACCCAUGGCUGCUCUUCCCGCGACGAGCGACUUGUUACGCAUCCUCGACAUGGCCACGUACCUCCACGCCCGUCCGAUGGAGUUUUUCCUUGGGAACAUGACAGAACGCCACCAGAUUGGGCUCGGGCUUACGUACGACGCGAAUGUGUACCAGUUGGCGGAUGUUGAGGAGUUCAUGGAGGAAUGCCGCCAAGCGACGCUCUACUACCUGGGACGGAACGAUGCGAUAAAAGAGAAGUUGUAG
Molecule: messenger RNA, 1761 nt
Organism: Epithele typhae
Lineage: Eukaryota; Fungi; Basidiomycota; Agaricomycetes; Polyporales; Epitheliaceae
Exons: 3
Coding region: 1-1761 (586 amino acids)
Source: RefSeq, a predicted model, not a curated record